CCUCACAGCCCCUCCCUCUCCCCCACCCUUGUGGCGACUGCGUCUGCGCUUGGAGCAGCUGGCGGAAUCCGUCCUUUGGACUCCGGCUUCAGAUUUGGUGGCGGUGCCUGAGGCUUCGCGUCAGUUAAACCAGAAGAUUCACCAUCGCUUCUAUGGCUGCCUCACAAACUUCGCAAACUGUUGCAUCUCACGUUCCUUUUGCAGAUUUAUGUUCAACUUUAGAACGAAUACAGAGAAGUAAAGGACGUGCAGACAAAAUCAGACACUUCAGGGAAUUUUUAGAUUCUUGGAGAAGAUUUCACAGUGCCCUCCAUAAGAAUGAAAAAGAUGUCACAGACUCUUUUUAUCCAGCAAUGAGACUUAUUCUUCCUCAGCUAGAAAGAGAGAGAAUGGCUUAUGGAAUCAAAGAAACUAUGCUUGCCAAGCUUUAUAUUGAAUUGCUCAAUUUACCUAGAGAAGGAAAAGAUGCUCUUAAACUUUUAAAUUAUAGAACACCUACUGGAACUCGUGGAGAUGCUGGAGACUUUGCAAUGAUUGCAUACUUUGUAUUGAAACCAAGAUGUUUACAGAAAGGAAGUUUAACCAUACAGCAAGUAAAUGACAUUUUAGACUCGAUUGCCAGCAAUAAUUCUGCCAAAAGAAAGGACUCAGUAAAGAAGAGUCUUCUUCAGCUUAUAACUCAGAGUUCAGCACUUGAACAGAAGUGGCUUAUACGCAUGAUUGUAAAGGACUUAAAGCUUGGUUUUAGUCACCAAAUUAUAUUUUCUGUUUUUCAUAAUGAUGCUACUGAGUUGCAUAAUGUCACCACAGACCUGGAAAAAGUCUGCAGGCAACUGCAUGACCCUUCAGUAGGACUCACUGAUAUUUCUAUCACUUUAUUCUCUCCCUUUAAACCAAUGCUUGCUGCAAUAGCAGAUAUUGAGCGAAUUGAGAAGGACAUGAAAAAUCAGAGUUUCUACAUCGAAACCAAGCUAGAUGGCGAGCGUAUGCAAAUGCACAAAGAUGGGGAUGUGUACGAAUACUUCUCCCGAAACGGAUAUAAAUAUACAGAACAGUUUGGUGCCUUUCCACAAGAAGGUUCUCUUACACCAUUCAUUCAUAAGGCAUUCAAAACAGAUAUACAAGUCUGUAUCCUUGAUGGUGAGAUGAUGGCCUAUAAUCCUAAUACACAAACUUUUAUGCAGAAGGGGAACAAGUUUGAUAUUAAAAGAAUGGUAGAAGAUUCUGAUCUGCAAACUUGUUAUUGUGUUUUCGAUGUGUUGAUGGUCAAUAAUAAAAAACUAGGACGUGAGACCCUGAGAACGAGGUAUGAAAUUCUUAGUAAUAUUUUUACACCAAUACAAGGUAGAAUAGAAAUAGUGCAAAAAACACAAGCUCAUACUAAGAACGAAGUAAUUGAUGCUCUGAAUGAAGCAAUAGAUAACAGAGAAGAGGGAAUCAUGGUUAAACAUCCUCUAUCCAUUUAUAAGCCAGACAAAAGAGGUGAAGGAUGGUUAAAAAUUAAACCAGAGUAUGUAGAUGGACUGAUGGAUGAAUUGGACAUCAUAAUUGUCGGGGGCUAUUGGGGUAAAGGUUCUCGGGGUGGAAUGAUGUCUCAUUUUUUGUGUGCUGUAGCAGAGAAACCCCCUUCUAGUGAAAAACCUUCAGUGUUUCAUACUCUGUGUCGUGUUGGCUCGGGUUACACCAUGAAAGAACUGUAUGAUCUGGGUUUAAAAUUGGCCAAAUAUUGGAAGCCUUUUCAUAAAAAAGCUCCACCAAGUAGCAUUUUAUGUGGAACAGAAAAGCCAGAAGUGUACAUUGAACCUUGUAAAUCUGUCAUUGUUCAGAUUAAAGCAUCAGAGAUUGUCCCCAGUGAAAUGUAUAGAACUGGCUGCACUUUGCGUUUUCCACGAAUUGAAAAGAUAAGAGAAGACAAAGAGUGGCAUGAAUGCAUGACUCUCGAUGACUUAGAACAACUUCGAGGGAAAGCAUCUGGAAAGCUUGCAUCUAAACACCUUUAUGUAGGUGGUGAGGAUGAACCACAAGAAAAAAAGCGGAAAGCUGCCCCAAAGAUUAAGAAAGUUAUUGGAAUUAUCGAGCACUUAAAAGCACCUAACCUCUCUAACGUAAACAAAGUUUCCAAUACAUUUGAAGAUGUGGAGUUUUGUGUUAUGAAUGGAAUAGACAGCCAUCCGAAGCCUGAUCUGGAGAACAGAAUUGCAGAACUUGGUGGUUACAUAGUACAAAAUCCCGGCCCAGACACAUACUGUGUUAUUGCAGGGUCUGAGAACAUCAGAGUGAAAAAUAUAAUUUCAUCCAAUAAACAUGAUGUUGUUAAGCCUGAGUGGCUGUUAGAGUGUUUUAAGACCAAAAGCUGUGUGCCAUGGCAGCCUCGCUUUAUGAUUCACAUGUGCCCAUCAACAAAACAACAUUUUGCUCGUGAAUAUGAUUGUUACGGCGAUAGUUAUUUUGUUGACACAGAUUUGAACCAACUGAAGGAAGUGUUUUCAGGAAUUAAAAAUGCUGAUGAACAGACUCCUGAAGAAAUGGCUCCUGUGAUUGCUGAUUUAGAACAUCGAUAUUCCUGGGACAACUCUCCUCUCAGUAUGUUUCGACACCACACCAUUUAUUUGGACUUGUAUACUGUUAUUAAUGACUUGAGUACCAAAAUCGAGGGAACACGAUUAGCUAUCACAGCCUUAGAGCUUCGAUUUCAUGGAGCAAAAGUGGUUUCUUGUUUAACUGAGGGAGUGUCUCAUGUAAUCAUUGGGGAGGAUCAUAGUCGUGUUGUAGAUUUUAAAGCUUUUCGAAGAACUCUUAAGAGAAAGUUUAAAAUUCUGCAAGAAGGUUGGGUAACUGAUUCAAUAGACAAAUGUGUAUUACAGGAGGAAUGUCAAUAUUUGCUUUAAAACCAGCUUUUCCAGUGAGGAAAGCCUCUGACGUGGCUGACUUCUUGCAAUAAUAGUAAUGAUAAAAUACUAAACUACAUUUUAUGUUUAUCUCUUAAAAUCUGCUUAAACAGUAUUGGUCGAUAUAGGAAAACAAUAAUUUUAACUUUUGAGAUAGAAAAGACAAUGACCCAAAGCCAAGAAAGAAGACAUUCUUUUAGCAGUGUAGUAUUUGAUGAUUUUUGUAAUUAAGAUGAAAUAAACAGUUUAAAGAGAAGGUGUUAUAUGAUAUCCCUAUAGAAAUCUAGAAUUUGGACUCAAAUAUUAAUAAAAUACAUGUAUAAGCUUUUAAAGUCAUAGUAUUGACCCAAACAGGAUUUUCUAAAAUCAAAUCAAAAUUUUAAUAAGUUUUUAUCUAAUAAAAGCAUUGUAAGAAAAAAGAAUUGUUACAAUUUGACUUGUAAAAAUAGGUCUUUUAAAUGGAAGACAAAUUCUUUUCAAUAUGAAAUGUAAACAAGUUUAUUUUUUACGGUUAAGGUCAAGCUCAUGAAUAAGACCUUGUUAAUAAUGUCAUUAGCUAAAUUAGGGGAAGUGGAAUAAGACUUAAUGGUAUAAAUACUUAAAAUUAGAUCAGUUUGAUUAAAAAAACAAAAAAAAAAUGUUGAGAUUUUAAAGGUACUUGGCCCACAUUUAACUUUUUUCUAAAGAGAGUGUUUUUAUGUGAAUUUGUACUCUAGAAUAAGUGAUGUCCACAGAGUAAUUUUUCUAGAUAUAAUCCACUGAAUAGUUGUCAAAUGGCAUGUGUGUUAUAACUUUCAUUAUAGAGAAGUAAAUUGCUUUGACUUUUAAUAUGACUUAUUUAUUCUAAGGUUAUUUAAAGUCAGUGUGUAUAGUAUAUAUUGUGUUUGGAUUUAUAUACUGAAUUUUGGAAUGCAGCCUAUACAUUUUGAAAAAUAUGCUUUCAUGACACCAUUGAAAUACUUGGAAUUUGGUACUUUGGAAAUUGUAUGUAGGUUAGUUGUAAGUAAUCAGAAAUGUUAUCCAAACAGUGGGAAAAAUUAAUGUAAUUUUGUUAUUUUUCUUAAUUUAAAUAAAAUGUUUAAUAAUACUU
Molecule: messenger RNA, 3978 nt
Organism: Rhinolophus ferrumequinum (greater horseshoe bat)
Lineage: Eukaryota; Metazoa; Chordata; Mammalia; Chiroptera; Rhinolophidae
Gene: LIG4
Product: DNA ligase 4
Exons: 2
Coding region: 153-2888 (911 amino acids)
Biological process (GO): immunoglobulin V(D)J recombination; double-strand break repair via nonhomologous end joining; nucleotide-excision repair, DNA gap filling
Cellular component (GO): DNA ligase IV complex; DNA-dependent protein kinase-DNA ligase 4 complex
Molecular function (GO): DNA ligase (ATP) activity; ATP binding; DNA binding
Source: RefSeq, a predicted model, not a curated record